This is a messenger RNA of Caenorhabditis bovis, 3138 nucleotides long. The record is from the annotation of a GenBank genome assembly. NCBI's taxonomy places the organism in Eukaryota, Metazoa, Nematoda, Chromadorea, Rhabditida, Rhabditidae.
AUGGUGGAAGGACGCCCAAAAACAGAAAAAGAGCUUAAAAAAGAAGCAGAAAAGGCUGCGAAACUGGCCAAAUUCGAGGAGAAACAAAAAAAGCUCGCUGAGCAAAAGGCCAAAGCUGCAGCUUCAGCAAAACCAGCGAAAGAAUCGAAAGCCAAGAAGGAUCCCGCAGCGAAUGCGACUCCUGUCGAUAAAACCGUAGCCGGAAAUAAGAAAGAUAUCUCAAACGAUAUUCCAACUGCCUAUGCGCCAAGCUACGUCGAAUCCGCAUGGUACGCGUGGUGGGAGAAGCAAGGAUUCUUCAAACCGGAGUAUAUUGAAAAGGUGUCGAAGAAUAAGAAUCCGGAAUCUUUCACGAUUUGCAUUCCGCCACCGAAUGUGACGGGAACCCUUCAUGUCGGACACGCUUUGGCCACAACUGUUGAAGACACAAUCACAAGAUGGCACCGAAUGCAGGGCAAACGUGUUCUUUUCAAUCCAGGAUGUGAUCAUGCUGGUAUCGCGACUCAAGUGGUCGUCGAGAAGCGAUUGAAACGCGAGAAAGGGCUCACCAGGCACGAUUUGGGACGGGAUCGCUUCAAUCAAGAAGUCUGGCACUGGAAGAACGAGAAAGGGGAUGUGAUCUACGAUCAAUUCCGUAAACUCGGAGCAUCGGUGGAUUGGGAUCGCGCCGUGUUCACAAUGGAUCCCAAGAUGUGUCGAGCUGUGACUGAAGCAUUCAUCAGAAUGCAUGAAUCGGGAACGAUCUACCGAUCGAAUCGGCUUGUGAACUGGAGUUGCGCACUUCGAAGCGCCAUCUCAGACAUUGAAGUGGACAAGAAGGAGUUGACCGGAUCGACAAUGAUUGCGGUUCCGGGAUAUGAGAAGAAGAUUGAAUUCGGGGUUCUUAAUUCGUUUGCCUACAAGAUUCAAGGAAGCGACGAGGAGAUCAUUGUAUCAACGACUCGUAUUGAGACCAUGCUCGGUGAUUCCGGUGUUGCCGUUCAUCCCGACGAUCAACGCUAUCGGCAUCUAGUCGGCAAGAAGUGCAUUCAUCCGUUCAUUCCGGAUCGUGAGCUCCCGAUCUUCGCCGAUAGUUUCGUCGAGAUGGGAUUCGGUACCGGCGCGGUGAAAAUCACACCGGCUCACGAUCACAACGAUUAUGAGGUCGGAAUACGUCAGAAGUUGCCAUUCCAUACAUGCAUCACCGACGACGGUUUGAUCGCGGAGAAUUGCGGAAAAUUCUCGGGAAUGAAGCGAUUCGACGCGAGAGAAGCUGUCAUCGAAGCGUUGAAGGAAUUGGGAUUGUAUCGCGGAAAAGAGGACAACCCAAUGGUUGUGCCGACGUGCAGUAGAUCAAAAGACGUCAUCGAGCCAAUUCUCAAGCCUCAAUGGUACGUGAAAUGUCAACAUAUGGCUGAUAAGGCGAUGAAGGCUGUGGCUGAUGGAGAGCUGAAAAUUGUGCCCGACUUCCAUGUGGCUACGUGGAAUCGUUGGUUGGAAUCGAGCCGUGAUUGGUGCAUUUCAAGACAACUUUGGUGGGGCCACCGUAUUCCGGCAUACUUUGUGAGCUUCACUGAUGGACGGGCGCAGACUCUUCCCGAGGAGGAAUAUUGGGUCUCGGCGCGAACCGAAGAGGAGGCGAGAACGAAAGCGGCGAAGAAAUUUGAAGUUGACGAGAAGCUUAUCAAAUUGAAAUGGGAUGAGGACGUUCUCGACACGUGGUUCUCGUCGGGAAUCUGGCCAUUCGCCUUAUUUGGAUGGCCGGAACCCACCAACGAUAUGGAAUUGUUCUUCCCAUCGGCGGUUCUCGAAACCGGCCACGAUAUUCUGUUCUUCUGGGUCGCCCGAAUGGUGUUUAUGGCGCAAGAGCUCACCGGCAAACUUCCAUUCAAAGAAGUGCUUCUCCACGCGAUGAUUCGCGAUGCGCACGGUCGAAAAAUGUCGAAAUCUCUUGGAAAUGUCAUUGAUCCGCUCGACGUGAUUCGCGGAGUUUCGCUCGAAGGUCUCAACAUGCAAUUGUUGACCGGAAAUCUUGACGAGAAAGAGAUCGCCGUGGCGAAAGCCGGACAGGCGAGAGAUUAUCCGGAUGGAAUUCCGGAAUGCGGUGUCGACGCCCUUCGAUUUGCACUUCUUGCUUACACGAGCCAGGGAAGAGACAUCAAUUUGGAUGUGCUCCGUGUGCAAGGCUAUCGAUUCUUCGGAAACAAGAUCUGGCAAGCGGUGAGAUUCUCGCUGAGCAAAUUUGCGGAGAACGAGAAGCCGACAUACAAAAUUAAUAAAUCGAAAUUGUCGCCGUCGGAUCGCUGGAUUCUGUCGAGACUUUCAUUUGCGGUCAAGGAAACUAAUAUUGCAUUGAAGGAUUACAAUUUCACGCAGGCGACGACGACAACCUACAACUUCUGGCUUUAUGAUCUUUGCGACGUCUACAUUGAGGCGAUCAAGCCGGUUUUAUAUGGAGAUAAUGCCUCUGCUCGCCAAGUCGCACUGUCUGUGCUCUAUCUUUGCAUUGACACUGGUCUUCGACUCAUCUCACCGAUGAUGCCAUUCAUUUCGGAAGAACUGUGGCAGAGGCUUCCAAGAUUGCCGGAUUGUGGUUAUGAAGCCCCAUCGAUUAUUGUCGCCGAAUAUCCCAGAGAAAAUCAAUAUGAUUAUUAUGAUGCCGCGAUUGAAUUGUCGUUUGAAUUUGCGAAAGAUGUCGUUGGAAAGAUAAGAUCAUUGAGAGCUGAUUAUGAUUUGACGGCGAAGACGAAAAUUAGCAUUCAAAUUGUUCCUGAAACUGAGAAAGAUGCUGGUGUUCUGAAAGAGGUUUCCGAUAUCAUCGCAACGUUGACUUGGUGCAAAUCGGUUUCAAUUCUUGGAGUUGGCGAGACGAGCUCGGUUGAGAAGGGAAGUGCCCAUCUGGCGUGUGGAAAUCGGUGUCAAAUCUACAUCAAUCUGACAGGAAUCAUUGAUAUUGAGAAGGAGAUUGUGAAAUUGACAGCGAAAUUGCAAAAGAAUGAGAUUGCGGUGAAGAAGAUUCGCGAUUUGCAGGAUGGUGCUGAUUAUGAGACGAAGGUUCCGCUGGGAAUUCGAACGCGAGAUUUGGAAAAGAAAUCCUCUUUGGAAAAAGAGAUUGAGAACAUCACUGCUGCGAUUGCUCAGCUUAAAUCUGUUAAUUAG